Molecule: messenger RNA, 3692 nt
Organism: Asparagus officinalis (garden asparagus)
Lineage: Eukaryota; Viridiplantae; Streptophyta; Magnoliopsida; Asparagales; Asparagaceae
Product: calcium-transporting ATPase 8, plasma membrane-type-like
Exons: 35
Coding region: 187-3492 (1101 amino acids)
Biological process (GO): calcium ion transmembrane transport
Cellular component (GO): membrane; intracellular membrane-bounded organelle
Molecular function (GO): P-type calcium transporter activity; calmodulin binding; ATP binding
Source: RefSeq, a predicted model, not a curated record
UUCGCCACUAGAAAAAGUUCGCGAAUUAUUCGCCCGCCUUAAUAAGUAAGGUUCGCACCGAAGCGUUAGCUGCUGCAGUGAAAGAGCGAGUGUAGUUCAUUUUCACUCCACCGCCCUCGGUUUUUUCCUACUAUUUUAUGCAACGAAAAAGGGCGGCUUCAUCAUCAUCUCUCCUGCGACACAGCGAUGGAUAGGGGUGGGACGGCGCGAUCGCGCGAGCCGUUUAGGCAGUCUGCAGGAUGUCCGAUGUCGCCGAACAGUUACCGCCGGCGUCGAGACGAGGAGUCGAGCGAGGGGCAAGGGGAUAAGAUCUGCUCGUCCAUUGAUAAGUUCGAUAUCCCGCCGAAGAAUGCUCCGAUCGAGAGGCUGAAGCGAUGGAGGCAAGCAGCGCUUGUAUUAAAUGCAUCACGUAGGUUUAGAUAUACUUUGGAUCUAAAAAAAGAGGAAGAGAAGGAACAGAUACGGAGGAAGAUUCGAUCUCAUGCUCAAGUUAUAAGGGCAGCAUUCCUGUUUAAGGAGGCUGGGGAUAGAGAGGCACCAGGUACUCCUGUAGUGCCAGCUCUUCCUAGUGGUGGUUAUGGGAUCGGAAUGGAGCAGCUUACUGCUAUGACCCGAGAUCAUGAUUUUUCUGCAUUACAAGGCUAUGGAGGGGUUAAAGGCAUAGCAAACAUGGUAAAGACCAACUUGGAUAAGGGGAUUACUGGGGAUGAUGCUGAUGUAUUGCGUAGAAGGAAUGCAUUUGGGGCUAAUACUUAUCCCCAAAAGAAAGGCAGAACCUUUUGGGUUUUCCUAUGGGAAGCUUGGCAAGAUUUGACUUUAAUCAUACUUAUGAUAGCAGCUGCUGUAUCUUUGGUGUUGGGCAUAAAGACUGAAGGUCUGAAAGAAGGAUGGUAUGAUGGAGGGAGCAUUGCUUUCGCUGUUAUUCUUGUUAUACUUGUUACAGCCAUCAGUGAUUAUAAACAGUCACUUCAAUUCCAAAACUUGAAUGAGGAGAAGCGGAAUAUACAUCUUGAGGUGACGAGAGGUGGCAGAAGAGUUGAAGUUUCAAUUUUUGAUCUCGUUGUUGGUGAUAUCGUUCCUCUCAAAAUUGGUGACCAGGUAGGUUGCUUCCUGCUGCAUGGCAUUUUGAUUUCUGGUCAGUCUCUUGCAAUUGAUGAAUCUAGCAUGACAGGAGAGAGCAAAAUUGCCCACAAGGAUCAAAAGUCACCAUUUUUGAUGGCUGGGUGCAAGGUUGCUGAUGGUUAUGGUACUAUGUUGGUUACUGCAGUUGGAAUCAAUACUGAGUGGGGUUUAUUAAUGGCUAGUAUAUCAGAAGAUAAUGGUGAAGAAACUCCUUUGCAGGUGCGCCUGAAUGGUGUUGCUACCUUCAUUGGCAUAGUCGGCCUAACUGUUGCUUCUUUAGUUCUUGUUGUCCUUCUGGUCAGGUAUUUUACUGGACAUUCCAAAAAUCCUGAUGGGACAAUCCAGUUUGUUAAGGGACACACAAGUCUUAAGGAAGCAAUUAAUGGAGCUGUCAAGAUUUUGACUGUUGCAGUGACCAUCGUAGUUGUUGCUGUGCCUGAAGGGCUUCCGCUUGCCGUGACUUUGACCCUUGCUUAUUCUAUGCGAAAGAUGAUGAGGGAUAAGGCUCUGGUGAGAAGGCUUUCAGCCUGUGAAACCAUGGGAUCGGCUACAACAAUUUGCAGUGAUAAAACCGGUACUCUCACAAUGAAUCAAAUGACUGUUGUGGAGGCUUAUGUUUGUGGAAAGAAGAUAGAUCCCCCAGAGAAUGUUGAGAUGACGUCUUCCACUGCAUCACAUCUAUUAAUUGAAGGUAUUGCACAGAAUACAACUGGCAAUGUCUUUGAGCCUGAGGAUGGUGGAGCUAUUGAGGUUACUGGUUCACCAACUGAAAAGGCAAUCCUUUCUUGGGGGGUCAAGUUAGGGAUGAAGUUCAAUGAUGCAAGAUCCAAAUCAUCUAUCCUUCAUGUGUUCCCUUUCAACUCUGAAAAGAAACGUGGAGGUGUUGCACUAAAUGUGGGAGACUCUGAAGUUCAUAUUCACUGGAAAGGAGCUGCUGAAAUAGUCCUUGCCUCAUGUACAGGCUGGCUAGAUGCCAGUGGUUCAGUGGAGCGAAUGACUCCCAAUCAGAUGGAUGAAUUUAAGAAAUUUAUUGAAGCUAUGGCAGAAGCUAGCCUUCGCUGCAUCGCAUUUGCUUACAGACUAUAUGACUUGGGAAAAGUUCCUAGAGAGGAAGAACGAAUUAAUUGGGUGUUGCCUGAAGAUGACCUGAUUCUGCUUGGUAUUGUGGGAAUAAAGGAUCCUUGUCGACCUGGGGUCAGAGAUGCAGUAAGGUUGUGCACAAAUGCUGGUGUGAAGGUGCGGAUGGUCACUGGAGACAAUCUUCAGACUGCUAAAGCCAUUGCUUUGGAGUGUGGGAUUCUCAAUUCUGAAGCUGAUGCAACAGAGCCAACUUUGAUAGAGGGAAGAGUUUUCCGUGCGAAGUCUGAAAAAGAACGAGAAGCAAUUGCUGAAAAGAUUUCCGUGAUGGGAAGGUCGUCUCCUAAUGACAAACUUUUGUUUGUCCAAGCAUUGAAGAAAAGAGGUAAUGUGGUUGCUGUCACUGGUGAUGGCACUAAUGAUGCUCCUGCCUUGCAUGAGGCAGAUAUUGGUCUCUCAAUGGGAAUUCAGGGAACAGAGGUUGCAAAGGAAAGCUCAGACAUUAUCAUCCUUGAUGACAAUUUUGCAUCAGUUGUAAAGGUUGUUCGCUGGGGUCGAUCGGUGUAUGCAAAUAUCCAGAAAUUUAUCCAGUUCCAGCUAACUGUGAACGUUGCAGCAAUUGUCAUUAAUGUUGUUGCUGCUGUUACAUCUGGUGCAGUUCCUUUGAACACCGUGCAGCUUCUUUGGGUUAAUCUUAUCAUGGAUACUCUUGGAGCACUUGCAUUGGCUACUGAACCACCGACUGAUCACCUUAUGAUGAGACCUCCUGUUGGUAGAAGGGAACCUCUUAUCACAAAUAUCAUGUGGAGAAAUUUGUUCAUUCAGGCUGUAUAUCAAGUGACGGUUCUCCUUAUCGUUAAUUUUGCUGGUAGGAGUGUUAUGCAUUUAAAGCAUGACACUCCGCAAGAGGCAGAUCGUGUGACAAAUACUUUCAUAUUCAAUACUUUUGUCUUUUGUCAAGUAUUCAAUGAAUUCAAUUCUAGGAAACCAGAUCAACUGAACAUGCUAAGUGGAGUGACAAAGAGUCAUCUAUUUCUGGGAAUAAUAGGAGUAACUGUUGUCUUUCAAAUUCUCAUUAUCGAGUUCCUCGGUAAGUUUGUCACAACAGUCAGACUGAGUUGGAAACUGUGGCUGGUUUCACUUGGUAUUGCCUUCCUUAGCUGGCCUUUGGCAUUUGUUGGUAAGCUUAUCCCCGUACCCAAGAUCCCGAUCCAGGAUUACUUCAAGAGGUGUUGUGGAACAAAACAAAAAGAUGAUGAGGAAACGGAGAAGCAGGGCGAUACGGCUGUUUAAUACCCGGUGAAAACAUGAAGAACUCGUACCAUAAACCUGGCUGGAUACAUGUAGAUUUCGCUGUUUGAUACUUAGAAAUAGUGAACAAGUGAUGUAAUUUGUUUUUCUAACUCGCGUGCAUUUUCUUUUGACCAUGGCCCACCAACCCCCUAUAUAUUUUAGAAAUGUCAAAUAUAUAGUUUUUGUUUACGAUUCGCCUU